This is a messenger RNA of Toxoplasma gondii ME49, 4512 nucleotides long. Its product is annotated as MtN3/saliva family protein. Gene Ontology annotation, cellular component: membrane. Bases 474 to 2480 code for a protein of 668 amino acids. Gene Ontology annotation, molecular function: sugar transmembrane transporter activity. The record is from RefSeq and is a predicted model, not a curated record. Lineage: Eukaryota; Apicomplexa; Conoidasida; Eucoccidiorida; Sarcocystidae. The transcript has 3 exons. Gene Ontology annotation, biological process: carbohydrate transport.
GCUGGCGAACGAAGAAAAUGUGGAGAUCGCAAGAGAGUUCGAAGUUCCCCUCGGGCGUUUGUCUGAAUCCAGUGGAAAGGAGAGAUUUUCAAGUGGAAGGGCAGUGCGAAGAGAGGGAAGAACGGCGAAACGCCCAGAAACGCGCAAGGAAAACGACGGGUCGCCAGCGAGACGGGUCGGGGAGAGCGCGAGCACCCAGUUCACACUCGCGCGAGCCAGAUCGCGGUUUUCAUUUUUUUUUGCAACUGAGACACGUGACAUCUAUGUUGAGCGCCUCCGCUUUGGUGGAUCAUUUUUUGUCUUCUGCCGAAAAGGUCCCCGCAUUUCCACGGCCUCGAUGCGAGCUCGUCUCCGGCGUUGCUCGGGGCUUUGGCCACCCCAAAAACACCAGGACUCCGCAUAGGUUUUUCUCUCGAGGACUCUGAGUCGGUGUUUCUCUCCACCGGGACUUGUCGUCGGUUUUCCUCUUCACGAUGUCGCUCGCGAACGGCGCUCCUCGCGGGAGGAGGAGAGGAGUUCCUCUCCUCUUUCUCUUCGCUCUGCUCUCCCUUUCUCUCUUCAACUCCAGUCUUUGGCCAGUCGCUCCCCGCGCCGCUCUGCUCGCCGUACACGCGACUCAACUGAGAAGCAGAUCCAGCUCUGCAAGCGAAGGUGAUCGCUCCCCAGCGUCGCCUCCGCCUGCCGGCGCACCGGCCCCCACGGAUGCUGUUCUUCCAGUCAUCUCGCCGACGUCUCCUGUCUCCUCUGCCUUCUCUGCCUCUCCCCCUUCACCUCCUUUAUCUCCUCCGUCUGUCGCGUCUCCUUCUCCCAGCGUUGUUGAGGGCGGCGAGACUCGCCAGGCGGUUGUCUCGGCAGAGAGGCCCGCGUCUCUGCCCUCGUCUCUGCCCUCGUCUGUGCUGCCGAUGCCUCUCAACACGGCUGGCCUCUCCCCUUCUUCUCCCUCUUCUCCUCUCCCUUCUUCCUCGUUUCCUCUCUCUCCGUCUCCUUCUCCCUCUCUCUCUCUCUCUUCUUCUCUACCUUCUGCUGCUGCUGCUCCCGUCGCCGAGGGCGCCGGUGGGGAGGACGCUCCGCUUUUUCCUCGAGAGCAGCAAGUGACGUUCUGGUCGAUUUUGGUGUCUCCGUUGACGGCUUUCCCCGCCUUUCUUGCGUCUCGUCUCCUGUGGCUGAUGAAAGUUCUCGCAGUCUUAUCAGCGGUCGUCAUGCUGCUCUCGCCGCUGCCGACAAUCAUUCGCAUCAAGGCAUGUCGCAGCACAGCCGAGCUCCAGGGACUCCCGUACGUCAUGUUGCUGCUCUCUGCGAUCAUUUGGUUGGUCUACGGCGUUCUGCGGAGGGACAUCGUCCUCCUUGCGCCGAAUCUCUGCGGCUUCUUCCUCUCGCUGUGGUACGUCCACGUCUUUCGCAAGUUCUGCAAACAUCCACAGCAAGCGCAACUGCUGCGCGUCUACGUCCUCCUCAGCGGCCUUCUUCUCCUCGGCAUCUUCCUCACUUCUCUCUUCCUUGGAUUCGACGGUGCCACGAAGCUCGUCGGUCUCGCCGCAGCGGUGAUCAACGUCUUCAGUUAUGUGGCGCCUUUGUCGGCGUUGCGGGUGAUCUUGCGCGAGAAGAGCACGGCAUGUUUGCCGGUUGAAGUUUCAGUUGGAAACUGGAUUUGCAGUUCCCUGUGGCUUUUCUACGGAUGGCUUAGUGAAGACCUUUUCAUUCUCCUGCCCAACCUCAUCGGAACCAUCGUAGGAUGCGCUCAGCUGGCGUUGUUGGCGAUGUACCCUCCCCCGUCUCGCCGUGGGUUCUCAGUGUUGGGCGGGAGCAGCUGCAGUCGUCCGUAUCGACCUCCGGCCUGUUCGGCGCCUGCAGUGGACGAGGCUUUUUCUCCGUCAGUCUUGUCUCCCUCAUAUGGAUCUUCUUCUCACGUUCGCUCUUCUUUCUCUCCGUUGUCUGCGUCCUCUCCCCACUGCCUCUCGCCGUCCGCGUCGUUCGCCUCCGGGGGAGCCGGCAGUGUGGCGAGCACGGCCGCUUCGCUCGAAGAGCAGCGCCUCGCGCGUUCUUCGGGGACGCCCGACAAGCCUGCGUUCAUCCCAGAGAACGCCUCGGUCUGCGCAAAUGCGCCGUCUCUCCCCACACAUGAGAUGCUUUUGCGAGACUGGCAGCAGCGCCUGUUGCGAGCGAAGGAAGAGGAGCGCGAGGGAUGGCAACCUCCAGGAGAGCGCGAAGAAGGCGCGUUUCUCGAAUCCGAUGAGCAAGGCAAUCCAUGCUUCAGUCGACCGAGUCCAGUGCGGUCAACAGGACUCGAAAAGGUCGAGGAGAUGGCCGGCGGCUUCGACUUUUGCGGGGGUGCAGGCGAUUCGUGGAAGAAACAGCGAAGUCCCGAGGGUGGACAGGUCCGCCAAGUCGCCUACGCCACUCUCGAAGAAGCCGAAAAUGCGGUGUCUGCCGCAUACGGCGAAUUCCCCGGCCGCGGGGAGGCUUUCGUCCGGGCGGCAUAGGCUGCACACGGAAGAGAGCUUGUUUCCAGGGAGAAAACCAAGACGAACCUAGUGGACACAACACAGUGCUGGGAGGUGUGCCCUUGUGAGGCUUGAGUGCGGAAAGGGAGACGCAGACUGGCGGAAGCGAGAAGCAGGGUGGACUUCCACGAGAGAAAAGUCCUUCUGGGAUGCGGGGGGACCGAGGCGGCUGUGUGAGUCCGCCCCAGGUAGACGUCAGGUUUGUGUUUUGAGAGAGAAACGCGAAAAGAGAGGAGUGGUGGCGAUGAGGGCGUAAACGGAGUUUGAAAAGAUCCACAGUUCGUCGGAAGAAGCGAGGGAAGUAAACUGCAUGAAGUUUCCACGCCCGCAUCUUCUCUUUAAGAUUUUCUGGCGUCGCCGGUUUCGCGGCUGCCGACUCGCUGCUUUCCAGACACCUCAGGUCUCAGGUCGAAUCUCGACGUUGAGGAAGGACGAAGAACGCCGUCUGUCAACUUAGAAAAGGAAGAAGUUUAAGAUUUAAAGGGGCGAAGAAAAAACAAGCCAAAGAAAAACAGACUUCCCGUCAGUGUUCUUCGAGGGUGGGAAGGAAUCUUUUCUUGAGUCGCGACGCUCUAUGCUCCGCUGCUGUGCUAGACGCAAAUUGGCGUUGGAGUUAGAUGGAAGGCUUGAGGAACGCAGAGAAAACAACUGAAGACUUGUAAAUUCGCAGUCGAGAGUGAAGAGACAAGACCAGCCAACAGGCUCUUGUCUUCUUUGUCUUGAAAAAGUUCGACUCUGCCGGAUACUACUCGAAACGGAACGCAUGCGGGAAAAAUGCGCAACACUUAGUUAACGCCAGAUGUCCGAGGUGGCGCGUCGUUUCUUCAUUUCUCUCUGCGCCCCCAAGAGUCUCUAGACAGUUAACGGGCAAAUCUGUGCAGUGGAAACUUCAGACGGAAACAGCGUCUACCCUAAGAUUUCUUGGAUGAAUUUAGCCGACCAGCUGUCGAGUUUAAGAGAGAAAGCAAAGGCUCCGUGAAAACUCGGUGCCAGGGAAGUUGUCUGUCCUCGAUGCGACGGAGCCGAAUCUAGAAAGUGAAAACGGGCAAGAACUUUCCGCGCAAGAGAAAACAUGCGAUGCAGGCGCACGUCCCAAGUCACAAACUCUGAAAUUCACGUUGAACCCUAGUAUAUUAUAUAUAUAUAUAUAUAUUAUAUUUAUAUAUAUAUAUAUAUAUUAUAUAUAUAAAUAUUAUAUAUAUAUAUAUGCAUAUGCCUGCCUGUGUGUAUAUUUCUUGUCGCUGCAUACUUUUUGAGCAUCCAUCCGUGUCACAUUUGCAAGUCUCACACGCGUUAGCCGAUUACAAGGACAUCGUGAAUCCUUGUGAGGGCUGUGCCUACACCACUGGAGUCCUUUCUUUACAUCAGCAUCAGGAAAAUUCUCAGAUGUUAAGCUGGAGUGAAUUUCGAAGAAAUGGUGUUGCCUCUUCCGAGCGUCGAUGUGUCUGCGGGGGCGCAUCUGAACUGUUCGUGAAUCGUCCAUGUUCUCCAUUUCCUAGCCUGGCUGUUCUGUGCCUUCUUCUCUGACAAGAUCGAUUCACUCAAUAACGAGCAAGCAGAGAACUUAUUUAACUGCCAUUUGGCUGUCAGGUUUCCUUUGGCGUCUGCCCGGCAGAGCCUCUGCUUCCCUGCAGACCUGAUUUUAAGAGUUCGAGAAAGUGGAACUUCAUCAAAAGCAUGUAGGUGCGGAGACAGUCAAGAAGGUCAGGAGAGGAAAAGACACAGAAAACGCGUUCUUCGCGACUGUUGCUCGCUACCCCAGAGACAGCGCAAAGUGGUGGACUGGGAGAUUCUACGCCACUGAAGUUGAUCCCUAUCGGUGAGGUUCUGAGAAAAAUCUGGAGGCGAAGAACAAGAAUAACAGGGCGCAGCGUGUGAAGGCGCGCCUGCAUGUCCUUUCCGAGGACAGCUCCCUGGGAUCGAAAGAUGACACAGAACGUCACAGAUUUACAGUGUAGCAAACAACAGGUUUCCUCGACGCAUCUUGACGAAUCACUGUUUCCAGAGGAGG